Oncorhynchus masou masou (cherry salmon) is the source of this 9286-nucleotide messenger RNA. RefSeq names its product nascent polypeptide-associated complex subunit alpha, muscle-specific form-like. Gene Ontology annotation, cellular component: cytoplasm; nascent polypeptide-associated complex. The transcript is spliced from 10 exons. NCBI's taxonomy places the organism in Eukaryota, Metazoa, Chordata, Actinopteri, Salmoniformes, Salmonidae. The record is from RefSeq and is a predicted model, not a curated record. Bases 248 to 9190 code for a protein of 2980 amino acids. Gene Ontology annotation, biological process: protein targeting to membrane.
AACAUAUGCGCCCACACACACACGCACACACUAGCAGCAUCGCGAGACCCACACACACUCUCACUCAUAGCAUCAUCACUGCUCUGCUGCACCACAGAGAGAGGCACACUGAGCAUUCACCCUCUUUCUCUCUCUCUCUCUCUCUCUCUGCUCCUUCCUCUACUGCGCACUCUCUCUCUGUUCACCUUGGCUGCUGGGUGGUGUGGAGUUAUUGUUGCGUCAGAACCAGAGAGAUCCAGAGACAGCCAUGCCGGGGGAGAGCUCUCACAGAUCUGUCCCCAAAGAAAGACAUCCGGAGCUUGGAGCAGAGCAGACAGGCUUGCCUGAACCAGACAUGACCAGACAUGCCUCCACUGACUCCACUCCUAGUGACAGUGGCUCCACCCCUAGUGACAGCGGCUCUAGUCCCUCCCCCAGCACCCCUCAGAAGCUGCUCCCAUCAUGCACCUCUCCUUUUGGGCCGCGGCUGGUCCGGGCCACGCCCAGCUCGUCCGCGACCCCGCGACCCCAGCCUGAAGGUUCCGACCGUCACCACAGUAACACGAUCCGGCUUAGCGGGACGUUUGGAGGUCAUGGACCCUGUGGACGUCGCAGCGGACCCGUGAAGAUGGAGAGAAUCAAGGUCCUGAUGGGCUCAGAGGUGGAGAGCGACUACAAGGAGCCAGAGAACAUGGACACACGGGUGGUGAUGGGCCAGGAGGCUCUGCUCAAGACCAAGAAGACCCUGACAGGGAAGUGCCCUUGCAGGCAGAGCAGCCAGGCGAUACCCCUGCCCGGAGGCCCAGUCUUGGAGGUCCCUAACCCUCCGUCAGAACCACAGGCAGAGUCUGGGGAAAAGGCCCAACUGGACACAGGGCAGGAGAGAGACAAUUCACCUCUGACCCCAAAGAUGGAGCAAGAGCAGGAGAGAAUCCCUGUCCUGCCCAUUAGCCCUCUCCUCACCCCUCUCCUAACCCCCCUCAUCCCUGCUUCCCCUCCCUCCUCAGAGCCAGUCACAGUGGAUGUUAGUUUGACAGGCAGCUCAAGCCCUUUGGAGGCAGGGCUGUCUCCCUAUGGUGAAAUGCCUUUUGUAUGUGCCAUGUAUGCCAUGCCCUCCUUGUCCGAGCCAGCCUAUCCCCCUGCUAUCCUGUCCUUCACUGAGCCGGCCUAUGCCGUGGACCCUCUGAGAGUGGGCGUUCCCUCAUCCCUGGAUCCUGACCUGUACUACACCGCCCCCUCCACCCCCAUCAAGAUGGUUGCUCACCCCUCACACCUCAAACAUCGCUCUUACCCUGGCUCUCCAGCCUCUCCCCUCUCACAAAACUCCCCUUCGGACAGCGAGGACCUGUGCUCCCCCCUCACCUCCCCCUCUGGCUCCUAUGUCACGGCGGAGGGGGGCAGCUGGACCUCUUCCACCUCCCCCUGCACCUCCCCCAAUCUGCUCCUGGCAGAGGAGGUGCAGGAGGCACCUGCAUGCUUUGUCAGCUCGCUGUCUGAAAUCGGAGAUGAGGUGGGAGAGGAUAGGGGAGCUGUAGGGGAGAGGGCAGAGGAGAAGGGAGGAGGAGCAGCAGAGUGGCGGUUCUGCCUCUAUAAGGGUCUAGCAGAGACUGUAAUCCUGGAGGAGGAGGAGGUGCUGAGAGGGGAGGUGAGGGGGAGGGGGAGUGAGGAAACGACAGUCUCAAGAGGUAGCUGUCGCCCCCGCUGGGUGACAGAGGACACUUCCCCAUUGAGGAGCAGCAGCGGCAGAAGCACUGACUCCCAGGAAGAGGGAGGGGAGUCGGAGGGCUCGCUCUGCCCAGCAGAGGAUGCUCUAGCUGGGGGACAGCAGUACUCUAGUCCCCUGCUGCAAAGAGGCCUGGAGCUGGAGCUGCAGGCCUGUGUGGCUGAGGAACUUUACCCUCCCAUUACCAACCCAGAGGAUGGAACAGGCCUAACCCAUCACAUCUCCAGUGUCAACCCUGCCUCCCCCAAACUUCCCUUGGACACCUGCUCUCCAGAUGUGUCAGACGGGGAUAACUCCAGUCCAUACGGAGAGAUGGGUACCUUCCUGCUGUUCCCAGGCUCCUACAGUGAUGAUGGAGAGAUGGAGGAGGAGGAGGAGAGGAUGAUCCCAGCCUCUCUGCUUAACUUUCCCCUCCACACCAGCCUCCUCUUUCAGGCAGACUCCAUGGAGAUCACUCUCUUCCCCACAGAGGAGGGGAAUGAGGGAGGAGAGGGAAACGACAGGAACGAAGGGAACGAUGUGGAUGCAUACGCGGCCGGAGAGGAGGAGGGGGACGUGGAGGAUGAUGAUGAAGAUGAUGAUGAGGAAGAAGUGGAGGCUAAGGUAGAGAUAGAGGAGGCUAAGGUAGAAAUAGCGAUAGAGGAAGAGGUUGAUGAAGAGGAGGGUGAGGAUGUUGAGGAAGAGGAGGAGGAGGGAGAGGGUAAGGCUGUAAAUGACCCAGCUGAAGAGGACAACUCGGCCUCCUUCCUUCAUUCACUGUCGGAGACUUCCAUCAACGAAGGUCUGGAUGAGUCCUUCUGUUUCCAUGAUGACACUGACGACUCACUAGACUCCGCCUCUUAUAAUGGUGAAGAGGAUGAGCGGCUGUACAGCACAGAGAGACAUGCUGAACCACCCACAGGACCACCCACAGAACCACACCAAGCCAAACCUCAGCCUGAAAUUAGACCAGAGCACCACAGAACUGAACUGUCUCAGUCCCAGAUCAGACCUAGCCUAAUCAAUCCCCGCGGAGACAAAGAGCCCCGGCCUGAACCAUCACAACCACAACCUGCACUUGCACCUGCCCAACUUGCGGAAUCAGCCCACCCCAAGUCCUCGAACAGCGGCAGUGGGAGUGAAAUGGAGACCUCCUCAGAGUUUUCUGACCCUCCUGUCACCUCUCCUUCUCAGGAGAGCCCUUCUGUCUCUACCCUUACCCCUAAACCUUCUACAACCCCUUACCCUGCCUCGAUUACCCCAAAGACUACCCCUGCUACCGUGUCAACCCCUAAAACCAAGCCUGCAUCUCUCUCUAACCCCAACACUAACUUUGCUCUUGCCCCUAAUGCUAAAGCUGCUACUGUCUGUACCACUAACACUAACCCUGCUACAGCCUCAAACCCACAAAAUAACUCUGCUACUGCCUCCACCCCCAAAACUAACCCUGCUACUGUUUGUACACUUGAAAUGAACCCUGCUACAGGCUCUACCCCUAACACUAACAGUGCUCUUGCCCCUAACGCUAAAUCUCCUACGGCCUGUACCACUAACACCAACCCUGCUGCAGCCUCAACCCCCAAAACUACCCCAGUUACUCCUAACACUAACCCUGCUGCUACAAUCGAGGAAACAGCGUCCCACAGCAAUCCUGUCACCCUGGCAAACCUGCCAUCCCAUAACAGCCCCGUGACCCUGGCAACAGAAGCAGGGCAAGCCAAAGCAGCUGCAGAGGAAGUACAGGCUGGUACGGUGAGAGAGGAGGACAAAAGGAGAGGUGAAAAGAGAGAGAAAGACAAACAGAGCAGUGGGGAGAGAGGACAGGACAAACAGAGCGGUGGGGAGAGAGAGAAGGACAAACAGAUCGGUGGGGAGAGAGGAAAGGACAAACAGAGCAGUGGGGAGAGAGAAAAGAACAAACAGAGCAGUGGGGAGAGAGGAAAGGACAAACAGAGCAGUGGGGAGAGAGAAAAGAACAAACAGAGCAGUGGGGAGAGAGGAAAGGACAAACAGAGCGGUGGGGAGAGAGGAAAGGACAAACAGAGCAGUGGGGAGAGAGGAAAGGACAAACAGAGCGGUGGGGAGAGAGAAAAGGACAAACAGAGCGGUGGGGAGAGAGUAAAGGACAAACAGAGCGGUGGGGAGAGAGGAAAGGACAAACAGAGCAGUGGGGAGAGAGAAAAGAACAAACAGAGCAGUGGGGAGAGAGGGAAGGACAAACAGAGUGGUGGGGAGAGAGAGAAGGAUGAACAGAGUACAGAGACUUCAGACGAGGAUCACACAGAGCAGACAGACAGAGACUCGUUCAAACUACUCAUUAAGCCACACCCCUCUAAGUCAGACACACCCCGGCCUAAACAGAAGACCUCUGAGCCCCGUAAGCCACUCCCACGUGUGUUUGGGGUGGCAGCGGCUUCAAUCAGGUCCAAACCGCUUCUGGUGUCAGUGAUGGAACUGGACCAGAAGAAUGAGAACAGCAGCGCUGAAGGUGUGGACUCCCAUCAGGUCCUUGAAGGGACCACUGCCACCAAUGACCUGAACAAGGGGGUCCCUCUGCUCUCGUACCCGAAAGAGCCUAACCCCAGCAACAUCCCUGUCUCCUCCUGCCCUGAGAGCUCACCUGACCUGGCUGACAACCUGUCCCUGACCCCUGACAUCUGCCCAUGUGACCCUGCCCAGGAGAACCUGAGGGAGAACACCCUGAGCACUGAGGAAGGGGGCCCUGUGGCCCUGGGCUCCCCUCACACACCCCUGGCUGUCUCUCCCAAGAGGGAGAACUCAGAGACAGACGCCGGAGGGAGGAGGGGGGCAGGGGAGGCCCAAUCUCUCUCUCUGGGGCAGGGCUGUGGGUUGGAGGCACAGAGCCUGUUACUGUGUGAGGUGGAGGGGCAUGCUGUUGGACAGACAAUUGGACAGACGAUUGGACAGACACUCUCCGGGCUGCCCAAUGUCGGCACAGACGAGGAUGAGGUGGAUGAUAUAAUGGGGGACGAAGAAGAGAACAACAGCCUGUGUGGUCGGCCAGACAAGAUGGCAGAUGUUGAGCUUGUGGGAGAGGGAGUGCCAGAGUCCAACCUGUCCAGCUGGAGGUCCAUCGAGGAGAUAUCAGAGGCAGGGGGAGGAGAGGACGGAAGCUCCCAAUUCCCAGAGGAUGAUGUCAGCAACCUGCAGAGUCGCCCAGAAAACAAGGAGCAGGAAAACAACAAUGACUCAGUGUUCCUAUCCUCUGGAAUGCCAACCUGUGUGACUCUGAAUGCCCUGUCAGAGGAGGUGAGACACCAGAGCCAGAGUGUGAGUCUGAGGGCAUCCCUCUCAAACAUACCAAUCACAGAGGUGAGACCACAGGCUGCUGCAGCCUCCGAUAGGCCAACAACAUCAACGGACAGCUCAACGCACCAAUCAGACAUAAGACAGGCUUCCUCGUCCAUGGAAAGCCCUGGGCGUGUCUCACCACUAGGGGGUAAACCACAGACCGUUUCAGACCAGAGCUCCGGUUCAGUAGAGGCAGCCAUUUCCAGACCCAACAGUAACACAGAUAUUAACCCAGCAGUCAAACAGGCAGACCUUGCUAUAUCUCUGCUGGGUGGGGCAUUUGGACCCUUCAGUCAUAAAAUCAGACCAAGCAACUCCAAGUCAGGCAGACUGCCCCAAGAAACUUCCCCAUCAAUGAGGAAAGACACAGUAGAGAAUGUCCAAGUCUCCCAAGAAACUUCUCUCUCAGUGGGCAAAGACACAGUAGAGAAGGUCAAAGUUUCCCAAGAAACUUCCCCAUCAGUGAGCAAAGUCACAGUAGAGAAGGUCCAAGUCUCCAAAGAAUUGUCCCUAUCAGUGGGCAAAGACACAGUAGAGAUGGUCCAAGUUUCCCAAGAAUUUCCCCCAUCAGUGGGCAAAGACACGGUAAAGAAUGUCCACGUUUCCCAAGAAUUCUUCCUAUCAUUGGGCAAAAACACAGUAGAGAAGGUCCAAGUUUUUCACGAAACUUCCCCAUCAAUGAGUAAAGACACAGAAGAGAAAGUACAAUUUUCCCAAGAAUGUUCACCAUCAGUGAGCAAAAACAUAGUAGAGAAUGUCCAAGUCUCCCAAGAAACUUCCCUAUGGGUGGGCAAAAACACGGUAAAGAAGGUCCAAGUUUCCCAAGAAACAUCCCCAUCUGUGAGCAAAGACACAGUAGAGAAGGUUCAAGUAUUCCAAGAAUCGUCCCUAUCAGUGGGUAAAAACACAGUAGAGAAAGUCCAAGUUUCCCAAGAAAUUUCCCCGUCAGUGAGCAAAGACACAGUAGAGAAAGUCCAAGUUUCCCAAGAAACAUCCCCAUCCGUGGGCAAAGACACAAUAGAGGAGGUCCAAGUAUUCCAAGAACCAUCUCUAUCAGUAGGCAAAGACACGGUAGAGAAAGUCGAAGUUUCCCAAGAAACUUCCCCAUCAAUGAGCAAAGAGAUAGUAGAGAAAGUACAAUUUUCCCAAGAAUGUUCUCCAUCAGUGAGCAAAAACAUAGUAGAAAAUGUCCAAGUCUCCCAAGAAACUUCCCCAUCAGUGGGCAAAGACACAGUAGAGAAGGUCAACAUUUCCCAAGAAACUUCCCCAUCAUUGAGCAAAGACACAGUAGAGAAGGUCCAAGUAUUCCAAGAACCAUCCCUAUCAGCAGGCAAAGACACGGUAGAGAAGGUCGAAGUUUCCCAAGAAAUGUCCCCAUCAAUGAGCAAAGAGAUAGUAGAGAAAGUACAAUUUUCCCAAGAAUGUUCCCCAUCUGUGAACAAAAACAUAGUAGAAAAUGUCCAAGUCUCCCAAGAAACUUCCCCAUCAGUGGGCAAAGACACAGUAGAGAAGGUCGACAUUUCCCAAGAAACUUCCCCAUCAGUGAGCAAAGACACAGUAGAGAAGGGCCAAGUAUCCCAAGAAUCGGCCCUAUCAGUUGGCAAAGACACAGUAGAGAAGGUCCAAGUUUUCCAAGAAACUUUCCCAUCAGUGAGCAAAGACACAGUAGAGAAGGUACAAGUAUUCCAAGAAUCAGCCCUAUUAGGGGGCAAAGACACAAUAGAAGAGGUCAAAGUUUUCAAAGAAACUUCCCCAUCAGUGGGCAACAACACAGUAGAGAAGGUCAAAGUUUCCCAAGAAACUUCCCCAUCAGUGAGUAAAGACACAGUAGAGAAGGUCCAAGUCUCCAAAGAAUCUUCCCUAUCAGUGGGCAAAGAUACAGUAGAGAAAGUACAAGUUUCCCAAGAAACUUCCCCAUCAGUGAGCAAAGAUACAGUGGAGAAGGUCCAAGUUGUCCAAGAAUCUUCCCUAUCCCUAUCAGUGGGCAAAGACACAGUAGAAAGUGUGAAAAAACUCAGUUCCCAGCCUCAGCCAGAGGAGACAGAGCCACAGACGAUGAGCCAAAGAGAGGGUGGUGGCGGUCAGACGACUGAUAGGCACAUUGACCAACCAAAGAUGAGCGUGGCCUUAGAAGGGCAGGAGAGCAGUGUUUGUAUCUCAGGGGAAAGUGAGGUGGAGGAGAGAGCAGAGGAGAGAUUCUCUCCAACAGAAAGUAUUCCAGAACCUGCACAGCGUCAGACACCUGAGGGAGAGCUGAGCACAGAGAAAGCCAUCACUCCUCCUCAACCAGAGAAGAGAGAGAAGCAGAGAAAGCAGAGCAGAGACAGACCCAGUCAGCUGCGCAGACAAUCUACAUCAGGCCCUGGAUCUAUUGAUCAACCACAGAAACCGGCUCUUGCUACCAAGAACCUAGCAGACACCUCCCCACCAGGGAAACAAAAGAAUACAAACACGAGGGGACAAAAAGCUGUUGCAGAUACCAGACAGAGGAAACCUGUGAAGGGCAAACCUGAAGCAGAGUCCGGGAAGAGAGGGGAAAACAGAAACGUCUCCGUUGCCCCGACUCCCCCAAGUCCUACCAACAUCUGCCCUAUAGCUCCCACUCUCCUAGUCAACCAGGAAGUGAACACGGAAGUGCACCAGAUAAUGCUUGAUAACAGGCCACUGCCUGGCUGCCAGACAGAAAGCAGGAAGGAUAUCAACGAUAACAAUGUGGGGAGUGGCCAUGCCUUCCCUACAGAACAGAAUAGGUCCUCUUCUCCUCCACCUCUUCCCUCCUCCUCUCCUCCUCACCUCUCAUUCUCUCCUCUUUCCUCAUCUCCCCCACCUCUUCCCUCCUCCUCUCCUCCUCACCUCUCAUUCUCUCCUCUUUCCUCAUCUCCCCCACCUCUUCCCUCCUCCUCUCCUCCUCACCUCUCAUUCUCUCCUCUUUCCUCAUCUCCCCCACCUCUUCCCUCCUCCUCUCAUCCUCCUCUCUCCCCCUCUACUCUCUCCUCCUCUCCUCCCCCCAGUUCCUUCGUGAUGCCGCCAGAUGAGGACCUCCCCACCCCCAUACAGGAGUCCCAGCCUCUUGUCACCCCACUCCUAGACACCCAGCCUCAAUCAAUCAAUGUUCAGGCAGCCUCUGCAACCCUUUCUACUACCCCUAAGCACCCCCCUAUACCCACCGAAAGUGUCCCUAUGUCCCCUAACCCCUCCUCAUUUCCAUCUCCACCCACGUCAGCCCUGGCCUCAACCCCCAGCUUUACCCAGCCCACCCAGGAGUCUCUGCCACGGCUGGAGGCUCCAACCACAAUGCCUGUCCUAGGCAUCCGCAGGCAGGUCCAGCCCCAACCAAACCUCCUCACUAAGCCCAACAGACAGGUCAAGACAGGUCAGUCACAAAGCCCACAGGACAGAGAUGGGAUGGAUACAGAGAGUGAUGACGAUGCCACUGCUGUUCCUCUACGACAUCACAUGACUCAGCCCAGGGGGAUUGUGGGAAACCCUUCUCAUAAAGAGUCUGGCUCCUCCAAUCAGCGAGAGAUACUGCUUCACUCCUCCUGUCAAACAACUGAGAGACAGACAGACUGUCCAAUCAGCCACAAGGAUUCACAGGAGCUGGACCUGUCCUUCAAAUACAACUUGGGCUCCUGCAAUGAGUCGGAGAGUGACGGAUCAGUGCCAGAGUUGGAAGAACCAGAGGGGGUGCCACUGAGAUCCUCAGAACCCCAGCCCAUCUCUCCUGCUGAUGAGGGGAUUAACAGACCUAAGCAGAGCCGCAGUGAGAAGAAGGCCCGCAAGGCCAUGGGGAAGCUGGGAUUGCGGCCGGUCCACGGUGUGACCAGAAUCACUAUAAGGAAGUCGAAGAGUAUCUUGUUUGUCAUCAGCAGACCUGACGUCUUCAAGAGCCCCGCGUCAGACAUCUACAUCGUCUUUGGAGAGGCCAAGAUAGAGGACCUGUCUCAACAGGUGCACAAGGCAGCGGCAGAGAAGUUUAAGGUCCCGGUGGAGGCCUCCCCCCUGGCGCCACCUGCUCCACCCAGCCUCACCAUCAAGGAAGAGAGCGAGGAGGAGGAGGUGGACGAGGGAGGUUUGGAGCAGAGGGAUAUAGAGCUGGUGAUGGCCCAGGCUAACGUGUCCCGUUCUAAAGCUGUCCGCGCCCUCAGACACAACACCAACGACAUCGUUAACGCUAUCAUGGAACUGACAAUGUGAGAGGACCCCCACCAAGCAUAAAUGCCACAGUCACAUCUGUAUCGCUGCUAUGUUGCAUUCUCCUUACCUGCUAAUAAACAGUCUGUUGUAACUACA